Vespa mandarinia (Asian giant hornet) is the source of this 4058-nucleotide messenger RNA. RefSeq names its product synaptotagmin-10. Gene Ontology annotation, biological process: calcium-ion regulated exocytosis. The record is from RefSeq and is a predicted model, not a curated record. Gene Ontology annotation, cellular component: plasma membrane; exocytic vesicle. Lineage: Eukaryota; Metazoa; Arthropoda; Insecta; Hymenoptera; Vespidae. Gene Ontology annotation, molecular function: phosphatidylserine binding; clathrin binding; SNARE binding.
AGAGAGAGAGAGAAGAGAGAAGAGAGUGUAAUAUUAUCAGGCACGAAUAAGCAGCCGAGACCUUCACCGAGACCCAGUUGGUCGACAUUGCCCCUGUGCUAUACUUGUCCUACCCCGCCCAAGCAGCUACAGCGGCAGCAUCAGCAGCGACGACGAAAGCAGCGUACUCACACAGAGACGCAAGCUAGACACGCAUAUAGACAGCACUUAGGGAAGAGAAGGAUGGAGGAGGUGUAGUAGGUACGUCUGGUGAGCUAGGAGAGAAUAAGUGGGAGAGAAAAGGGAGAGGGCAAAGCCAGUCCACAGACACAAAUACCCUCCACUAGCAUCACCACUACCACUACUACAACUACUAAAAGUAAUAGCAGCUGAAGCAGCAGCAGCAGCAGCAGCAACAGCACCAGCAACAGCACCAGUACCAGCACCAGCAUCAACACCAGCACCAGCACUAGCACCAGCACCAGCACCAACACCGUCAUUAGUCUACAUACUAGCCUGUUCACCCUGGCCUAGGGGUUUACCUUGCUCUCCUCGUGCUGUUACGACUGUGUCGGGGUUUGGGGGUGUAGACGCAGGCGCGAACGCAGACGGAAUAUAGGUGGACAAAACGGCGCCGAGCAUUCCGUCAAAGCCAGACAGUGCGGCACGAUCGAAAGAGAGCGAGAGCGAGACCGUGGAAAAAGAAUUUCGAUCUGGAAGAAAAAUCUCGUCCUUCGGUUUUUCUUAUAAUAUAUUUUUUGUUCGUUGUCAAAUAUUAUCAUUCGAGUAUCUCACGUUGUCAGGAUUCUUUCUAUUCUUUUCGUGAGAAAUGGGAAUCGUCAAAACGGCAUCCGAGAGUAUACUAGAAGAGACGGUCGUACCUAGCGAAGAAGCUAAUUAUUCCUUGCAAGGACAUACUGAAGAGUGGAGUGAGAGCUUUCCAUAUCAACUACUGAUAGGAACUGGAGUUGCCUUGAUGGCUCUAGUACUUUUAGCUGCAAUUAGCUUCCAAUGCUCUUCUACUUGGCGAUGGUUGAUGAGUGUCGCUCGCCACGAAAACGACGAAGAUGCGAAUGGUGAUUUGUCUCAGCAAAAUGCCAUUCGUAUAAGUCACUCCUUGCCGGAUUUACAAUCGGAACCAAUUACUCAUGAAUAUGUUCAAGAACAAAAGGACAGUAAGAAGGUGUUGCGUCAAACCACUUUGCCAAUUGUUCCAAUGCGCCAUCAAAGUUUUCAACGGCAACUGUCCCACCGUCUCGACUUGCCCAGUAUCAAAUUCAGUAUUUGCAGUCUGGAAAAUCGUAGCGAUUCUAGUCUCGGCCUUAUCAAGCCGGAACUCUACAAAAAGGAUCUCGUAAGACAGGAAAGCACGGAGAGUUCUAGCACUACAGAAAUGGAAUACGCCGGAAAGCUACACUUCGCUCUUCGUUACGACAAGGAGAUCGACGGUCUCGUCGUUAAGGUUUUAGAAGCUCGAGAAUUACCGGUGAAAGAUGUAACAGGUAGCAGCGAUCCUUAUAUAAAGGUAUAUCUCCUACCCGAUCGAAAGAAAAAGUAUCAAACGAAGGUUCAUAGAAAGAACUUGAACCCGAUCUUCAACGAAACAUUUAUCUUCAGCGUUCCUUACGAGGAAUUGAAGGAACGCUAUUUACAAUUUUCCGUCUACGACUUCGACCGUUUCUCCCGACAUGAUCUCAUUGGCCAAGUGGUACUUAAAGGAUUGUUGGAUUGCACCGAUCUCGAGCAAGAAAUCGAGUACACGAUGGAUAUUCUCUCUGCACCUCAGGAAAAAGUGGAUCUAGGAGAAUUAAUGCUAUCUCUUUGUUAUCUUCCAACCGCUGGACGGCUGACUCUGACAGUGAUCAAGGCUAGGAACCUCAAAGCUAUGGAUAUAACUGGAUCGUCCGAUCCCUACGUAAAGGUAUACCUUCUCUGUCGUGGUAAACGAAUAAAGAAAAAGAAGACGACCGUGAAGAAGAAUAUGCUCUUUCCCGUGUAUAACGAGGCGCUCGUUUUCGACGUGCCAGCAGAGAACAUAGAAGAAGUCAGCCUCAUAGUGAAAGUUAUCGAUUACGAUAGGAUCGGUUCAAACGAGUUAAUGGGUUGCACAGCAAUCGGUUCAAGCUUUAUCGGGAUUGGUCGAGAUCAUUGGUUAGAAAUGUUGGAUAAUCCGAGGAAACCAGUAGCUCAAUGGUAUCCUCUUCUUGAAACCGUAGCAGGUCAUAUCCCUUCAGUUGCUUCUGAACCACUUCCAGUAAGUUUGAGCUGCUUAAAUAGUAGAUGAAGACAAAAGGUUGGAAGAAAAACAUGCGGAUGCUCGCAGAAUUCCUUGAACGUUGACUUGGACAACGUCCCUCUCUGUCGUCAUUUAAUGCAUAUCGCUUGACUGACUUAAGUACAAUCUCUAUUUCAAACAAGGACUCGGAAGUCAAAACUCUGUGCUUUUAAAAUCUUUACUUGCAACAGAUGUGGAUUAAUAAAUGAGUACUCGCUAAGGACAGCCUAUGAAAAAAGGUAAAAAAAAAAAGAAACAAAAAAAGAGAAAAAAAAAACAAAAAGAAAAGUAAAAAAGAAGAGGGAAUCUAUGGCCGUUUGCUGGGACUUGUAUAAGUUAGUCGAGAUUUUCGGCAAUGAGAAAGAUGACCAAAAAGAAAAAGGAAAUAAAUAGUUAGGUACGUAGAUUAGAGAACAAAGAAAGAAAGAGAGAGAGAGAGAGAAUGUGUGUAUGUGUUUUUGACGAUAAAUAAAAAUAUUACGAUAUCCAUUAAAAUUAAUCACGGGCUGGACCUGGGAUAUCUUAUCAAACGCACACUUUGAUUUUAACGUAUCAUGACGGUCAUGACGUUCAUUCGAAAUUGUUAGAAAUAAAACUUGCAAAAUUAGACGGAUAGAUAAGUUUUUAUAAAAAAAAAAAAAAAAAAGAAAGAAAGUCGAGAAAAAGAGACGUAUGUAGGUAUAUAUGUGGAUAUGUACAUAUAUAUAUAUAUAUAUAUAUGUGUGUGUGUGUACGUUAUACCUCGUAUGGAAGAAUUUCAAAAUGACGCCUCUUCGUUCUCGCGAAAGCUGGCUGCAUCAUAAUGCAUUAUGACAAAGUACACAGGGCCUUAUCCUCAGGUUAGACGAAAGAACAAAGACAGCGAAAUGGUAGUAUAAGAGAUAAAUCAUUUUAAAAAAUAAAAAAAAAAGAACGAACAAAACCGGUUUAAUGAAUUUGGUAUGUUAUAACUAUGUAAAGAAAGCACACGUUAAAGAAAAAAAAGAUAAAAUCUGAAAAAGAAAAAGAGACACAGUUAUAUAAAGUUUGAUGAAUGCAUAUAAUAAUAGAAAUUAUUGACAGGCAGGUGUCGGCACAUAGAAAGAAAAUUUCAUGACAUUACUCCUCGGAUAUUUUCCGAUAUUUCCUUGUUAAAAGUAACUAAAAACUGGAUAUUAUUAAAUGAAUGGAUAUUAUUAAAUGAAAAAAAGAUAAAUGAAGAUGGAAUCGGAGUAGAGAUAAAUAAAAAGAUUAGAAAGUAACCUAAUGUUAUUAAAGAGGCUAAUUCUCGAAUGACAAAUCAUCCGUGUCCCAGCUUCUCUUUUCUGUUAUUUCUCCCUUAAAUAUAUUGUACCAUUUUUGAGAACGAUUAGGAAACAAACAGUUGAGAUCUGACGACCGUCAUAUAAAAAUGAUAAAAAAUGAACAAAAAAAAAAAUUAAAAAGAAAAAAAGAUACGAUAUAAUACUUAUGAGCACGCUUUUUUCUGUAUACUUGCUUCUCGAAUUUUUGAAAGCUCGAAUAUAGUUUUACACCUGCCUGAUAAAAUGCCUGCACUUUGCGUAGAUACUCUUGCAAGACGGGCUAUAUAUAACAAUACAUGUAUUAUGUGCUAUAAAUAAUUAUAUUUAUAUGUCCGUGGAAAAAUAUAUAUGUAUAUCGAUAGACACAUAUACAAUCACACCACAGAUACUCGAAAAGAAAAAAGAAAAAAGAAAAUAUUCUUUGAUUCUUACGACAAUAAAACGAGCGACUAGGUAGGAACCGAAAAUAAAAAAAAAAAAGAAAAAAAGAAAGAAAAAAAGAUAAAAAAUAAAGAAAAAAA